Molecule: messenger RNA, 1719 nt
Organism: Gossypium arboreum
Lineage: Eukaryota; Viridiplantae; Streptophyta; Magnoliopsida; Malvales; Malvaceae
Exons: 1
Coding region: 1-1719 (572 amino acids)
Source: RefSeq, a predicted model, not a curated record
AUGAAUUUUCAAGCUGGUUCAGGUUAUAAUCCUGGUAAUAACUCACAUAAUCCAAUGGUCCCUGAUUUGGAUAAAGUUGCAAAAGAGGAAAGAGCAAAGGCAGAAUCGCAAAGGCAGUUAGAAGAACGAUGUAAAUGGCUGGAGGAAAAGGUCAGAGCAAUGGAGGGUGGUGAUAGACACCCUGGGAUUAAUGCAAAGGAUCUGAGUUUGGUCCCAGACUUAGUACUGCCAUACAAGUUCAGGAUGCUAGAAUUUGAGAAAUACAAUGGAACGAGCUGUCCUGAAGCUCAUAUCACUAUGUUUUGUAGAAGGAUGAUAGGGUAUGUUCAUAAUGAUCAAUUGCUGAUUCAUUACUUCCAGGAUAGGCUGGUGGGAGUAGCUGCUAAAUGGUACAAUCAAUUGAAUCGAAAUAGAAUUAGUUCAUGGAGGGACUUAACACAGGCAUUCAUGAAGCAAUACAGCCAUGUGACAGAUAUAAUUCCUGAUAGAAUUACUCUGCAGAAUAUAGAGGAAAAACCAAACGAAAUUUUUAAGCAGUAUGCUCAGAGAUGGAGGGAAAUAGCCAUUCAAGUUCAGCCACCGCUCUUAGAAAAAGAAACCACGAUGCUCUUUAUUAAUACUUUAAAGGCCCCGUUUAUAACGCAUAUGCUAGGAAGUGCCACGAGAAGCUUUGCGGAUAUGGUCAUGACAGGAGAAAUGAUUGAAAAUGCCAUAAAAAAUGGAAGGAUAGACGUGGGAGAAAGUGCUAAAAUGUCUGUACCACGAAAGAAAGAGAAUGAGGUGAACAAUGCGAACGUGGGAUACUCGAAGUCUAUUACUGUGAGUCAACCAAAGGCAACAACUACUGGUCAGGGUUCAUCACGUCAAGAGUCAGGGACCAGGCAGAAUAAUGAGAAGAUUCAAUUUACACCAAUUCCUACGACAUACAAAGAAUUAUAUCAAAGUUUGUUUGAUGCACAUGUGGUGGCACCUUUUUACUUGAAGCCUAUACAGCCUUCGUUCCCUAAAUGGUAUGAUGCUAAUGCCCAGUGUGAAUAUCACGUAGGAAUUAUGGGUCAUUCGAUAGAAAAUUGCACCACUUUUAAGAAGCUGGUUGAGAGAUUUAUCCAAAUGGGUAUUGUGAAAUUUGAUAAUGCGCCCGGUGCUGAAAAUCCACUGCCUAAUCAUACUGAUGGCGGGGUAAAUGCAAUAGAUAGAGGUAUUGGAAAAAGGACCAAGAGGGAUGUUUCAGAAGUAAAGACGCCUUUGAGACGAGUUUGGAAGGAGAUGGCAAGAAGGGGAUUAGUUACUUUAAGCACAGAAGGAAAUGAUAAUGGAAUGGAAAAUUAUUGUGAUUACCAUCAUAAAGAGGGACACAGAAUUCAGGAAUGUGAAGAAUUCAGAGCUGUUAUUCAAGGCCUGAUGGACAGCAAGGAAAUGGAGUUUUAUGAAGAGAUCAAUAAGGAGGAAUAUAUAUGUGCGUCAGAGUCCACAUCAAGUCCAAAAGUCAAUUAUCCUGUGGUUAUUAUCUCGUGUCCUAAGAAUAAAGCAGGAGUUCAAAUGGCGCCAAAGAUUAUAAUUCAGAAGCCCGCAGUUUUUUCUUACAAGGAUAAUAAGCAAGUCCCCUGGAACUAUAAAUGUAAUGUGACUAUCCCGGGAAAGGAGAAUUCAGCUAGCUCGUUAAAGGAGGAUCAAAAUGUAGGGUCUCACACACGCAGUGGAAGGCGAUAUGAUACCUGA